Messenger RNA from Astyanax mexicanus (Mexican tetra), 2672 nucleotides. RefSeq names its product non-SMC condensin II complex, subunit H2 (gene ncaph2). The coding region runs from base 178 to 1980 and encodes 600 amino acids. The record is from RefSeq and is a predicted model, not a curated record. Gene Ontology annotation, molecular function: chromatin binding. Gene Ontology annotation, cellular component: condensin complex; nucleus. The transcript has 20 exons. Gene Ontology annotation, biological process: mitotic sister chromatid separation; meiotic chromosome condensation. NCBI's taxonomy places the organism in Eukaryota, Metazoa, Chordata, Actinopteri, Characiformes, Acestrorhamphidae.
CUGACGUCACCGGAGCGGCAAAAAAUGAAAAUGGCAGAAGGCGCGCGGGGUUUUUAUUAAUAAUAGAGAUUUUAGAAUAACUGAUCUGAUCCUGUUCUUACUGUAAACAGCGUCUCUGUAACCCGCUCUAACGGACCCCUGUGUUUCUCUCAGUGAGAACCUACAAAUUUGGAAGCAAUGGAUUCUGCAGAGACCAGAUUUGCCCACCUAUUGCAGCCCAUCCGGGAAAUGACUAAAAACUGGGAUGUUGAUCUGGCCACUCAGCUUGGAGAGUAUCUAGAAGAGCUGGACCAAAUGACCAUUUCUUUUGAUGGAGGAAAGACUACAAUGAACUUUGCUGAAGCAGCACUGUUAAUUCAAGGCUCUACAUGCAUCUAUGGGAGAAAGGUGGAGCUGCUGCAUAAUUUGGUUUUCCAGACUUUGGACUGCAUCUCAAAUAAAAACAAAAAGCGUGACAAGCAAGGCUCUGAAGCUGUAGAUGGCACCACAGAUGGCACCAGGGCAAACAAUGAAAGAGAUGACUGUGAGUUUGAUGGACGGGAAGAAGAGACCAGUAGUCACAGUGUGGUGAUGAAGAGUGAUCCAGCUGAGCCAGUGAAGAUUGGGCAGCUGCCACCUGAGUCUCUGAUUCCUGCUGAGGCUCUUGAAAAGCAGAAAUAUCCACUCCUCAGUCUAAAAGGAGAGAUUCUUGGCAGCUUGAAGGAUUUCCGAAUCAAUAACUUCACCGUUGACUCUUUGGGAAUGAUUUGCUUGGGCUCAAAUUCCUCUUCUCAGUUCCAGAGAGAGGCAUUAGGUGAUGGGCUGGACUCACCUGGCAGACUUCCGCUCAUCCUGCAAGAGGCCAGACCAGAAGAGAUGGUUGGAUUAGUGAAUAAUAACUGUGGUGACGAUGAUAAUGAUGGUGGUGAACCGCUUCCUCCUCUGGAAGACCAUGGCAUGGAGGUGGAGGCAGAUCAUGAGGAGCAUGUUGAAAGACAUCAGGCUCCCAGUGAGAGGAGAUUGCUAAGAGAGAGACCUAAAGUGCAGAUUCCUGCUGAGGAGGCCAAGCAGCUACAGGAGGUUGUGGAUCCUUGGAAAUGGCUUGACCCAUAUGAAACUACAGAUGAAGAUAAACCUCUGAAAACAGGGAAGUGCUGCAACGUGCCUGCAGGUCUGGAGGAAUCAGGCAAAAGAAAAAGAAAAGGCCCCUCCAAACUCCAAGACUUCUUGGGCUGGUGCACAAAUGUUUUUAAAAAUGAGACCACCGACCGCAAGCUUAAGAAUGGGCCCCUGUUUCCCGAAUUCAGUUACAUCUACCUGAGCAAGAUGAAUCAGCGGCUGAAAACACGGAAGAGGAUUCUAAGAAAAACGGGUGUGUACAUGUCUGAUGAGGUGCUGAAAAGAACUUUCUUGGAGCCGGAGAAGCCCGAGGACCAAGAUGAAGUACCACGGCAUCCAGACAUGGAUGGGGAUGACUACUCUGAUCAUGAAAAUGAAGUCUUGUUUGAAGAUCAUGCUCCUGGAGACUUUGCUGAACAGGACCAAGUUUUAACAGACUCACAAAUGAGCCGGAUGAGUUAUGAGGACUUGGUCAGGAAGAAUGUGGAACUGUUCCUGGUAAACUCCCAGAAGUACGCUCAGGAAACGGCUCUAUCUCUCAGAGUGAAGGAGUGGGAGGAUGAGAUCAACCCUCGGCUCUCAGCUCAGGAGAAUCGUCCAGCUUUUGAUAUCCACGACUACGGGGACAGGAUCGUCCACGCUCUUGGAGAUGUUGGGGUGAAGCGAUCGUUUGCGUCGCUCGUUGCAGGCAUGGAGAACACAGAAGCCUGCAGAUACAUGCUGGCUUCACUUCAACUGGCAAACGACUACACCGUACAAAUUGACAAGAAAGACGGGCUUGAGGAGUGCGUAGACACCAUGGAGCUGACAUUACUGAGCAAACAGAGGGCAACCGAACGUCUCAAGAAUUACAACGCUUCUUCUGACCACAAUCAACCUUGACCUUUUACUGCUGAACAAUCCCAAAGCCUCACCACAUGCUAGUAGAUAGACUGUAUAGAUAUUUGUACAGCAUCCACAAUGUCUUAUGUAUCGGACAAGUAUGUUUUUAAUGAUAUACAUAGAUAUUUUAAUCUGGGCUGGCUCUAUAUUAAAGCAUAUAUCUGGAUUACAUAACACCUUUUUAAUCCAGAAGCAGGCCUAUUCUAAAUACGAAAAGGUCUAGGAGAAUCUAAUUUUUAUAUAUUUACAAAUGCUAUUUGUAACUGAUGUGACUGCCAUUGUCACAGAAUGCUACAUGGGUAAAGUUUUCUGUCUUUAUUAUGUGUGUCAGUGAAAAUAUUUUAAUGUGUUUAUCUUUUUUGUUUUUUCUUUUCUGCUAUGUCUUCUAUCCUGUACCAACUGUUGUGCAUCUGAAUGCAAAAAAUAAAGCAUCAACUUCCAUUAUGUACUGAGUUGACAUGAUGAUGGUUAAAAUAUUAAGGACAGUUGCUGAUGCAGAGCUUGGCAAUUUGAUGAUUUUAUGUUAUUGUAUCAAAUUACAGUACAAUAAAUUUGUAGUAUGUGAAAAUUAGUCCUUCUAGAAGAUCAAACAAUUACCUGUUCCACAGCAAAAAGAGCAGAAAUAGUGUUGGUUAUUUGGAUUUAGUGCCAUGUGAAAUGCUAAAUAAAAAACAAUUGUGCUUAUUUAAACA